This is a messenger RNA of Tripterygium wilfordii, 1101 nucleotides long. RefSeq lists its product as uncharacterized. Bases 243 to 938 code for a protein of 231 amino acids. NCBI's taxonomy places the organism in Eukaryota, Viridiplantae, Streptophyta, Magnoliopsida, Celastrales, Celastraceae. The transcript has a single exon. The record is from RefSeq and is a predicted model, not a curated record.
AUUCCACCCCCCUUCAUUAGUGAGACAGGAUUCCAUUAACAAAUUACUUUCUUUUCUCUCAUAUUUAGCUCAAGAUUUUCUUUUCCAAAUUCCAUUAGGAAGAAAAUAAAAACUUUCUUAUUAUAGACAAAUCAAUCUCCAAACCCACAUGUGUGCACAUAACCAUUUUUAAUUUUGUUCUCUUGAUUUCAUAGGGCAUCAUAGGUCUUUUCUCCCAACAAAGAAACAAAGUCCAUUCCUUUAUGAUCAUUUCACCUUUUUCUCUUCACAAUCUCAUCAGGAUUUUGAUUCCAAUAAGAAAUUGCCCAUCUUUUCUCAUCAGGGCAUCUGUUCUUCCACUUCUCUUUUUGUCAUUGAUCUUCGUAUUUAUAUCCCUCUGCGGCUUUGUCUGCAAAUACCCAACUCAAGCCAUGAAGGUUCAUCCUUUACCCAAGAAGCAAAACAACAUCGCAAUCCGAUACCAAAACAAUAUAACGGCAAACCCAUCCUCGGUUGGGUCCAACAAGAACCUCCGGCGGUUGCCCCACAUCUUUAGCCGGAUCUUAGAGCUGCCCUUCCGGUCGGACGCGGAUGUGUCGAUUGAGGAGAGUGACGACUGCUUCCGAUUUGUGGCGGAGACGGAGGACAUCGGCAGGGAUGUGAGGGCUCAGGCUAUUGAAAUUCAUCCAGGGGUCACUAAAGUUGUGGUGAGGCCUAAUGGGUAUGUUGAAUUCUCAUUGGUUGAUGAUCUUGAAUUGGAUAUGUGGCGGUUCAGGCUGCCGAAUACUACACGGCCAGAGCUGGCUAGCGCGGAGUGGGCAGAUGGAGAGCUGAUAGUGACUGUGCCAAAAGGGGAGGAAGAUGGGGAUGGGGAGGAGGCAGAGGAGGUUUGGGGAGAUGGGGGUGAUGGAGCUUACAGAGGAGGUAUGGGAAAUAGUAGGCUUGUGCUUGUACAGUGAUGAUGAUGAUAGCAUAGCUGCUUUCCCCCCCCUUGAAUGAAUGUUAUUAUGGAUUUUUAAUUUGCAAGUCAGUUGUUGAAUGUUACUGGUAACAGGGAUUAACCCCUUUUGUAUGCUUGUUUUCAUGGAAUCUAAGAAAUCAAGGAUUUAUUUUAAAUGAUCA